Camelina sativa (false flax) is the source of this 1274-nucleotide messenger RNA. RefSeq lists its product as uncharacterized. NCBI's taxonomy places the organism in Eukaryota, Viridiplantae, Streptophyta, Magnoliopsida, Brassicales, Brassicaceae. The record is from RefSeq and is a predicted model, not a curated record. Gene Ontology annotation, molecular function: protein binding.
UCGCAAAAUAAUCUGUUACAACUACUAAGAUCUCAUAUCGAAGAAGAAUUUAAUAAUAUUCCUAGGAAAAAAAAAACUACCAAAUCUCUCUAACAUACAUUUCCUCUGUUUUCGCCUCCAAAUAAAACAAACAAAUAAAAACAGAGCAAACUCUCUCUCUUCCUCAAGCUAUACUGAUCGGCGAUGAUGGCGAAGUGUCACCGGAACAAUGUCAAUCCUCUCAUCCUCCACCGCAUUCCAUCCGCUUCUUCUUCCUCCUCCUCAUCUGUUAACACUUUCUCCGGAUCGUCAUUCCGUAGAAUCAUCUUCGACGCCCUUAGCUGCGGCGGUAGCUCUCGUUACCAACGUGAACUCCGAGGAGAAGAAGAAGAAGACCCUUCGAAAUCGACAACGAUCGGAGAAGAUAUAGCAAAGAAAACAGAGAAGCUCUGCGAUCUGUUGAACUUAGCAGUGAUUGAGAGUGGUGUCGAGACAAAGAAGAAGGAAGAAACGUUAGAGGUUCUGAAACGUGUUGUUAAAGAUUUACAAGCUGCGGAGGCAGAGGCGGAGAAGAAAGUAGCGGCGGCGAGUGAGGUUAGGUUGUUAGCAAAAGAUGAUAGUGAAGUGAGAGGGACACUUGCUAUGCUCGGUGCGAUUCCUCCUUUGGUUAGUAUGAUCGACGAUGAUUCACUAAUCGAAGAUGCUCAAGUGGCUUCGCUUUACUCUCUUCUAAAUCUUGGAAUCGGCAAUGAUGUGAACAAAGCAGCCAUUGUUAAAGCAGGUGCUGUUCACAAAAUGUUGAAGAUAAUUGAGUCGUCUAAGCCACGGAAUCAAGCGGUUUUCGAGGCUAUUGUCGCUAAUUUCCUAGGGUUACAAGGGGGUAUGGAGAUCGGAGAGCGAUGAUUGAAGCGGGUAUUGAAUCUUCAUUGCUUGAACUAACACUUGUAGGUAGCCCAUUGGCGCAAAAGCGAGCCUCAAGGGUACUAGAGUGUUUGAGAGUGGUGGACAAAGGGAAGCAAGUCUCAGCUCCAAUCUAUGGAAUAUCUUCUUCUUCGUCUUCAUUGGGUAGAGAGAGAGGUCAUGAGAUUAAGAUGAGUGAUGAGAGAAAAGCAGUGAAGCAGUUGGUGCAACAGAGUUUACAGAGCAACAUGAUGAGGAUUGUGAAGAGAGCUCGUUUACCUCAUGACUUUGUUACUUCACAACAUUUCUCAAAGAGUUUAACUUUUUGAAUCCAAAAACAAAAAGAAAAAUGUGUAAUCUAUUAACCGAAUCAUCGUUAAUCAUUGUCCAAUAAA